AUGGGGACGCCAUUCAUCUCUCUUGUCGUCAUUCCCAUCCUGUCGGUUCUUGGGUGGUACGUUAUCUCGUGGGCUACCAGCCCGUUGAAGAAGUACCCGGGCCCCCCUCUUGCUGCCUUUACCAAUUGGUGGCGACUCUACCAUGCUUGGACUGGCAGAUACCAUGAUGUCAUCUAUGAACAACACAAGAAGUACGGACCCGUUGUCCGUAUCGGCCCUAACACUCUCGACCUCGAUUACCCCGAGUUGAUCAAGACCAUCUACGGCACUGAUAACAAGUGGCUCAAGACCGAGUUCUAUCAUAACAACAGCGCCAUCGUCAAUGGGAAGAUCACAUACCAUAUGUUCAGCACCACGGACCCAGCUGAACAUACCAGGAUGAAGAAGCCGAUAGCCAAGUACUACUCGACGAGCUAUGUCCAGGCUCUGGAGCCCCAUGUUGACGUUGUUCUCAACGACUUUUGCAAGUAUGUUGAGGAGCGCUUUAUCGAUGUUCCCGGUGGACCUAAGGAACUUGACUUUGGCGAAUGGCUCGGAUACCACGCUUGGGACCUCAUCAGCUCCGUGGUCUUCAGCCGUCGCUUCGGCUACAUGGAGCACGGCGGUGACUUCGAUGGGACCAUUGAGAAAAUGGAGCAAUCCCUUCGCUACUUCCAGACAGUCGGUCAGAUACCUAUCCUUGACUACUUCCUUGACAAGAACCCCGUCAAGCGUGUCGGCCCUCCCAACUUGGUCCACCCUGCUCGCAUCGCCGUCGAGUCCUUCGUUGCUCGCGUGCAAGGCAAGGACGAGAACUAUGACCCCAAACACCCGGAUUACCUGCAGCAUUUCAUCGACUCCAAGGAGACUCAUCCGGACCUCGUUGAUGACGGUGCGAUCAUUAGUGCUGUGCUCGUCAACCUGCUCGCGGGUGCCGACACCACUGCCAUCUCCCUCCGCGCUGUCUUCUACUACAUGCUCAAGAAUCCUUCCGUCUACAACAAGGUGUCCGAGGAGAUCCAGGCCGCUGGUUUUGACCGCUCCAAGCCUGUCCCCUAUUCCGGCGCUCGCCAGCUCCCCUAUCUUGAAGCCUGCGUUCGCGAAGCUCUCCGUAUCCACCCUGCUGCUGCUAUUCUUCUUGAGCGCUACGUCCCCGCUGGCGGCAUCACGCUUCCGGACGGCUCUUUUGUUCCUGCCGGUACCGCUGUUGGUCUCAACCCUUGGGUCGUUAGCCGCAACAAGAGCAUCUUCGGCGAGGAUACCGAUACCUUCCGUCCUGAGCGUUGGCUGCAGCAAUCCGGUGAAGAUGACGAGGCAUUCCAUGUCCGCAUGCAGAAGUACAACGCGGCAGACUUGACCUUCGGUAAUGGUUCGCGUAUCUGCGCUGGCAAGAACUUUGCCUUGUUUGAGCUGUACAAGGUUUGUGCGACGCUGUUGCACAGGUUCGAGAUUGAGUUGGCAGACCCGGCCAAGGAGUGGCAGGUUUCGGGUUCUUGGUUCACCUUCCAGAAGGAUGUGAUUGCCAAGAUGAAGGCCAUCGAGCAUAACAAAAGUCCUCGAACACUCCACCGGAACGAUGAAGCCCAUCUUUUCCUUGACUGCUUUGCUCGCUCUGGCGACGGCAACACCAACGCCCACCCGCGACAAACCACCGGCGGGUCAGGCGGCACUGUUACCACGGUCUCGACUUUGGCCCAGUUCACCGCGGCUGUCAGUGAGAAGAACACCGCUCCGGCUAUCGUUGUCAUCAAAGGUGUAAUCAGUGGCAAUGAGAAGGUCAGAGUCGCCAGCAACAAGACCAUCAUAGGCUUGCCUGGCGCAGGGUUCAACGGUGUUGGCCUUCAUUUUCGCCGGCAGAGCAACCUAAUCCUCCGGAACAUCGUUUCGUCCUUCGUGGAGGCAGACAACGGAGAUGGGUUGACGAUCGAAGCAAGCAGUAACGUAUGGGUUGACCACUGCGAGUUCUACUCGGAUCUGGUUAGCGACAAGGACUUUUAUGACGGUCUUGUUGAUGUUUCCCAUGGGUCCGAAUGGGUGACAAUCUCUCACGACAGCAACGGCUCCCAAGAUAGGGGGCACCUCCAUAUCACCUAUGCCAACAACUACUGGAAGAAUUGUGGCUCGCGCGGUCCCUUGGUCCGGUUUGGCACCGCACACAUCUACAACUCCUACUAUGAGAACAAGUACUCGAAGCAAGUCGGCUAUGCCGUAGAGAUUGACAACGACUUUGGAGGUGCAAGCAACACUGCUCCCAGUGGUACCCUGACCGCCAAUUCACCGCCGUACUCAUAUAGCCUUCUUGGAUCUUCGAAUGUGGCAGCUACCGUGCCGAAGCAGGCCGGUGCUAUUCUUAGCUUCUAG
This is a messenger RNA of Neurospora tetraspora, 2340 nucleotides long. RefSeq names its product cytochrome P450. Bases 1 to 2340 code for a protein of 779 amino acids. Gene Ontology annotation, molecular function: heme binding; iron ion binding; monooxygenase activity. NCBI's taxonomy places the organism in Eukaryota, Fungi, Ascomycota, Sordariomycetes, Sordariales, Sordariaceae. The record is from RefSeq and is a predicted model, not a curated record. The transcript is spliced from 8 exons.